Molecule: messenger RNA, 1416 nt
Organism: Daucus carota subsp. sativus
Lineage: Eukaryota; Viridiplantae; Streptophyta; Magnoliopsida; Apiales; Apiaceae
Product: ribonucleoside-diphosphate reductase small chain A
Exons: 10
Coding region: 163-1185 (340 amino acids)
Biological process (GO): deoxyribonucleotide biosynthetic process
Molecular function (GO): oxidoreductase activity
Source: RefSeq, a predicted model, not a curated record
UUUAGCAUGAAAACCGAAUCCGGAAAAAAAAAACCUUCAGAAAAAUACUCCAGAAAUAAAUAUACGCGAUUGCAGGGACAAAACCAGAACAUCGCUUUCACAUAUCAUCGUUAACACAUACACUGAUUUACAUAUAUUUCAAGAUUCUGGACACAGGAAAAAAUGAGUUGUAGUAAAAAUGAAACAAAAGGAGUGCAAAUUGAGGAAGAAGAAGAGCCAAUACUAAUGGAACAGCCCCAGAAGUUCUGUAUGUUCCCUAUUAAAUACCCUCAACUCUGGGAGAUGUAUAAGAGGGCUCAAGCCAGUUUUUGGGCAGUGGAGGAAGUUGAUCUUUCUCUCGAUGUGCAACACUGGGAAACUUUGUCUACUUCUGAGAAACAUUUUAUAAGCCACGUUUUGGCCUUUUUCGCUGCAUCAGAUGGAAUUGUUCUGGAAAAUUUAGCUGCAAGAUUUUUGAAUGAUGUUCAAAUUCCUGAGGCUCGAGCUUUUUAUGGUUUUCAGAUUGCAAUGGAAAAUAUUCAUUCUGAGAUGUACAGCUUACUUUUGGAAACAUAUAUCAAAGAUUCGAUGGAGAAGCAUAGAUUGUUUAAUGCCAUUGAAAGUAUUCCAUGUGUUGCUCAAAAAGCUCAGUGGGCUUUAAACUGGAUCAGAAGUUCUACGUCUUUUGCGGUAAGACUUGUUGCUUUUGCUUGUGUUGAAGGAAUAUUCUUUUCAGGAAGCUUUUGUGCCAUCUUUUGGCUUAAAAAGAGAGGAUUGAUGCCAGGUUUGACAUUCUCAAAUGAACUUAUUUCAAGAGAUGAGGGUCUUCAUUGUGACUUUGCUUGCAGUCUAUACAGUUUACUAUGGAAGAAACUGCAGCCACAAAAAGUUCAUCAGAUUGUGCAUGAAGCUGUAGAUAUAGAGUGUCAGUUUGUUUGUGAGGCCCUCCCAUGCGCUUUGAUUGGCAUGAAUGCAACCUUGAUGAGCCAGUAUAUAAAAUUUGUUGCUGACAGAUUGUUGGAAGCCUUAGGGUGCGAGAGGAAGUACAAUGUAGAGAAUCCCUUUGACUGGAUGGAAUUCAUCUCUUUGCAAGGAAAAGCCAACUUUUUCGAGAGACGGGUGGGAGAUUAUCAGAAGGCUUCUAUUAUGUCAAAUUUACAACAUGGCGACGGAAACUUUGUCUUUAAACUGGAUGAAGAUUUCUAAUGGCUCUCUCUGUUCAUCGUAUGUAUUCAGAUUUAUUGAUAUCCAAUCCUAAAUAUAUAUUAAGGUUUAGUUAUUGUGGUCGGUGUAAAGAUAUCAGUUUUACUUUUGAACAGCCAGUUGUAAUUAAAAAAAAAUUACUAAUCGAUGUUAGAUGCUACUUCCUCCGUCCCGGCCAAUUUUUUAUGUUUGGUUUAGGCACGGAGGUUAAUAUAUAUGUACUCCCUCCGUCCU